This is a messenger RNA of Hermetia illucens (black soldier fly), 2245 nucleotides long. RefSeq names its product heat shock 70 kDa protein cognate 4 (gene Hsc70-4). The record is from RefSeq and is a predicted model, not a curated record. Gene Ontology annotation, biological process: cellular response to unfolded protein; protein refolding; vesicle-mediated transport. Lineage: Eukaryota; Metazoa; Arthropoda; Insecta; Diptera; Stratiomyidae. Gene Ontology annotation, cellular component: nucleus; cytosol; cytoplasm. The transcript is spliced from 2 exons. Gene Ontology annotation, molecular function: heat shock protein binding; ATP-dependent protein folding chaperone; ATP hydrolysis activity. Bases 162 to 2129 code for a protein of 655 amino acids.
UUUUAUUACACUUAUUGUCUCUUUCAAGUGAAGUGCCAGUCGUGAUUUUCUGCGAAAGUCACCGUUGCUAAUCGUUUCGACUUUGUUGUGGAGGAAUUAGAAGUGAACAGAAAACGCAUCCGUUUCUGAAAUUUUCGUAGCGGAAACAAAAUCAAUCCAAGAUGUCUAAAGCACCAGCUGUAGGUAUUGAUUUGGGCACGACAUACUCAUGUGUCGGCGUAUUCCAACAUGGAAAAGUUGAAAUUAUUGCCAACGAUCAGGGUAAUCGUACCACACCAUCGUACGUUGCCUUCACUGAGACAGAACGUCUCAUUGGAGAUGCUGCCAAGAAUCAGGUUGCAAUGAAUCCAGUUAACACCAUUUUCGAUGCCAAACGUUUGAUUGGUCGUAAAUUCGAUGAUCCAGCCAUCCAAGCCGAUAUGAAGCAUUGGCCAUUCAAUGUUGUUAAUGUUGAUAGUAAACCAAAAAUUGAAGUUCUUUACAAGGACGAGAAGAAAACUUUCUUCCCCGAAGAGAUCAGUUCUAUGGUUUUGACUAAAAUGAAGGAAACCGCUGAAGCAUAUUUGGGCAAAACUGUCACAAAUGCUGUGGUCACAGUGCCAGCCUACUUCAACGACUCACAACGUCAAGCUACCAAGGAUGCUGGAACAAUUUCUGGAUUGAACGUUCUCCGUAUCAUCAACGAGCCAACCGCUGCCGCCAUUGCUUAUGGUUUGGACAAGAAGGCAGCUGGAGAGCGCAACGUGUUGAUCUUCGAUUUGGGCGGCGGCACUUUUGAUGUGUCCAUCCUCUCCAUUGAUGACGGUAUUUUCGAGGUCAAGUCCACUGCCGGUGACACUCACUUGGGCGGUGAAGAUUUCGAUAACCGCCUGGUGAAUCACUUUGUCCAGGAAUUCAAGCGUAAGCACAAGAAGGACUUGACCACGAACAAGAGGGCUCUACGGCGCCUUCGAACUGCUUGCGAACGCGCAAAGCGUACUUUAUCAUCUUCAACGCAAGCCAGUAUUGAAAUCGAUUCGCUGUACGAGGGAACCGACUUCUACACUUCAAUCACCCGUGCCCGUUUCGAGGAGUUGAACGCUGAUUUGUUCCGCUCCACCAUGGAACCAGUGGAGAAGGCUCUUCGUGACGCCAAGUUGGACAAGUCUACAAUUCACGACAUCGUUCUCGUCGGAGGUUCAACCCGUAUCCCUAAGGUACAGCGCUUGCUCCAGGAUUUCUUCAACGGCAAGGAGUUGAACAAAUCCAUCAACCCCGAUGAGGCUGUAGCCUACGGUGCCGCCGUCCAGGCUGCCAUCUUGCACGGUGACAAGUCACAGGAGGUUCAAGAUCUGCUCUUGCUCGACGUUACUCCAUUGUCAUUGGGUAUUGAGACCGCCGGAGGAGUGAUGAGCGUACUCAUCAAGCGUAACACCACCAUUCCCACGAAGCAAACCCAAACCUUCACCACCUACUCGGACAACCAACCCGGUGUAUUGAUCCAGGUCUACGAAGGUGAACGUGCAAUGACUAAGGAUAACAACUUGUUGGGUAAAUUCGAACUUUCCGGAAUCCCACCAGCACCACGUGGUGUGCCACAAAUUGAAGUUACCUUCGACAUUGAUGCCAACGGUAUUUUGAACGUCACUGCCCUUGAACGCUCCACCAACAAGGAGAACAAGAUCACAAUCACCAACGACAAGGGCCGUCUCAGCAAGGAAGAAAUUGAACGCAUGGUCAACGACGCUGAGAAAUACCGAAGUGAAGAUGAGAAACAGAAGGAAACCAUUGCUGCUAAGAACGCACUCGAAUCUUAUUGCUUCAACAUGAAGGCCACCAUGGAUGAGGAUAACUUGAAGGGCAAGAUCUCCGACUCGGACAAGAUUUUGAUCCUCGACAAAUGCAACGAAACAAUCAAAUGGCUUGAUGCCAAUCAAUUGGCCGAUAAGGAGGAAUACGAACACCGCCAGAAAGAAUUGGAAUCAGUAUGCAAUCCAAUUAUCACGAAAUUGUACCAAGCUGGUGGUGCUCCACCCGGUGGAAUGCCCGGCGGAUUCCCAGGCGGUUUCCCGGGAGGCGCUCCAGGUGCUGGUGGUGCUGCUCCAGGUGGCGCCGGAGGCUCUGGACCAACCAUCGAGGAGGUUGAUUAAACGCCGCGACCACCUUUGUUCCAUUCCAAUGUUAUUUAAACUGAAAAUCUCCUGAUCGCCCAAUUGUUUCAAAUGGGGAUUAUAAACCAAAUAAAAAAAAUUAAUUCGAAAUGAAA